Suillus fuscotomentosus is the source of this 866-nucleotide messenger RNA. RefSeq lists its product as uncharacterized. NCBI's taxonomy places the organism in Eukaryota, Fungi, Basidiomycota, Agaricomycetes, Boletales, Suillaceae. The coding region runs from base 124 to 696 and encodes 190 amino acids. The transcript has a single exon. The record is from RefSeq and is a predicted model, not a curated record.
CACGAGCACUAGGUGUAGCUGGCGAGUAGUUGUGAAAAGAGAGCACGGCCAUCCAUUGGCCCAGCAUUGCUUCGUUGUCAUGUGACCUGCUCAAUCAUGGAAACGCUUACGUGUUCAUGAUACAUGAUAACAAAGAUCUAUUCACUUGAAUGUUGUUACCCCCCAUUGCAAUCGAUAUGGACGGCUAUCAGAACUUCGAGAAUUGGCAUGACGAGGUACGUCGACGCAGAAUCACCUCACUUGAGUCUGACAUUGACUCCAUUGGGCAAUGGUUACCAGCCCGCAGUGCAGAAAUGGCUCGAAGAGCUCUGUCGAACGCACUCAAUCCAGCCUUCUGACUAUAACAUUCCAUUGGGCGCGCGUUUUCGCCCGUCAUAUGCAACUGCCAGACCGCAGCAGGAGAAUGCAGCGAUUGUAGCACUCGCCGGUGCAGUGCAAGAAAUGAGCAAACAUCUUGUUGUUCCCCCACCCCCACCUGUGGCUCUUGCGCUCCCCGCUGCGCCACCCUCUGAUUUCGCACGCUCUCUUGAAGUCCUCAGUGCGGCCACCAACAUAUCAGAUGAAGAUAAGUUGGAGAUGAUGCUGUUGUUCUUAAAGAACAAAGACGAGGCCAUCGUAUAUCUCCACAUGAACAAUCGGUUGAGGGCUCCUUGGGUGCAGAGGAGGCUGGGCGAAAUGAGGAUUCAUGGUGCAUGAUUUGUGAGACCCCAUUUGUAUUUUCGUUUGUACGUCUUCCUGUUCCCAUGUUUUUCCCCCUUUGGUAGUCAGAACUUCGAAGCUUCAACAAUAUCGGUGCGAUAUACAGUGUACUACUACGUACUUCCUCAUCUCGAAUAACCAGUUUGUUUUUCAAACUUUCGUUAAGC